UAGUGCUGUCUAAAGCGAGCUUCCUUUGACCUGGGUAAUUGCAUUAGGAAAGAAAGGAGAAAAAGGGUGAAACCGAAAUGUUUGUAUAGAAUUCAGGUCCUUCGUCAGCUGAGCUUUAGCUUAUUUUCUGGUUCUUACACACAGUGUUUAAAUGGGUGCAUAUUACUGUGCCAUAUGUAGACAAACAACAUUUACUGGGAAGGGACAUAUCUUCGGAAAAAGUCACCAGAGCAGACUUAGAGUGGUUCUUCUCAAAUUCUUAGAAAAGGUGAAGGAAGCUCGACGAACGCUUAAAAAACCCCAAGUAGAAAAGUUUGAUUGCACCCAGCACAAACAGACAUUCUGGUGUUACUGCUGUAGCCUAGAAGUUGACAGAAAUGUUACAGACGACAACAUGACUGUGCUGUUUGGAGGCUUGUUGGAACACAUGGCCACCCCAGAACACAGGAAGAAUACUCACAAAUUCUGGUGGGACAAUAAGGCUGACCCCAAGUUGAGAGACAAGGUUAUCAUCACAGAGGAGGAAACUGAAAGGUUUAAAGCCGAGGUGGCAAAAGCAUUGGAGUCAUUUGUGGAGAAGGAGGAUGAAUUCAUAAAACAGCAAGCUGACAACAUCCGGGCCCACGAGAGACAUCGUCAAGAGGUCCUUCAGUCUCUUUUAGAGCGUGAGGCAGAGCCGGAGUUGUUCAAUGGACCCAACAGCACAGACAUGUCUGCAGAGGAUGCUGUCAGCUCCCAAUUUACGGCUCAGGGACUGGAUCGGCCGACGGGGAGCGGUUUCGUUGACUCAAUGGUCGAAGUACCGUGGGCUGCGCCAGGACAAGGCCUGACUUUCAUAGGUUACCAGGAUUCAUCAAACAGUGGGAAUGUUCAUACAGGUGCCGUCCCUCCUUGGCUCCAGGACGAUCCUCUGGAGGGGACCUCCGCAGCUGCAGCACAUCCAGAGAUCGGCCCUUCACUCCAAGACUUCCUCAAACAGAAGGAGCAAGAGAAACUUAGGAAGCUUCCACCGAACAGAGUGGGGGCCAACUUUGACCACAGCUCACAUACAGACGCCAACUGGCUUCCCUCCUUUGGUCGAGUGUGGAACAGUGGCCGACGCUGGCAGUCCAGGCACCAGUUCAGACAAGAGGAGGGCCAGAAGAACAGACAGAAGAGGAAGAGGGAACAAGGAACAGAGGGGUCAAAGAAAGCAAAGACGACUGAACAGCCAACAAAUUCUGACAACUGUUGAAACUAGUAUGGUGUCUGAUAAUUCAUUAUGGGGCAUGUAUAUAGUUUGGAGGCUGUGAAUGAGGUUUUGUACUGUGUUUCUGAGCAGUUACACUUGGUUGAAAUGCUCAGGCUGACUCGACACCCAACUGUUAGCCAAAUGAUAGUGUGUGCAUAUUUGGAAUUGUAUAUAACCUUCUUUAUAACAUUGUUGAGAGUUUGCAGUAAAGAUAUGAACUUAGUAUAUUAAUCAGUGCCAAUUGGAUAUAUCCAUGUCAGAAGGUUUCCUUGGAUAAUUGCAUUGUUGUAUAAAAACUGCACGGACCAACUUCACAACGCCUUUUCCAAAUAUAACAAAAGCUGCACUCUGAAGCAUUUAAACCAAAUUGGCGCCAUCACUCAAUUGGAACUGGAAAUCAGCGAACCAGAGAGAAAAGCCUCACUGAAGUACUUUUCCUGCCCAGCACUUUGAGAUGGGAGGACAACACAACUGUUCUGAGGAGAAAACAGCAGGGGGCGCUAGCCACACAACUGUCAAAGACUGCUGCUGCGUAAUAAGAGAAGAGUUAGAUACAAUACGGUAAAAACCUCAAAUGUGUUGUCCAUUUUAAGGAUUUAUGUCCAUAUUUGUUCUUAUGUGGCGGAAAUGUCACGACUUAAGGGAUUGAAUUAUUUUCUGUCCCUCAAAUUCUGACAGGUAUUUUGUAAGCAACCCUAAACAAUCAACGUAAAGAGUGCGGUAGUCGUCCGUGUUUCGAAAACCUCCGACAAGAAAUAUCCUGUACACCAAAUGAUGAGCUUUCAUUUCCCCUUUCAGCACACGUUACUGUAAGUGAUGAACUACUGGAAAAGGCCUGAAGGCUGCCUGUGCAAGUGCUCGUCUCAGAUAUGAUGUGAUAAUUACAGUGGAAAUGUUUAAAAGAAGUGCAUUUUGUCUCAAUAGGAUCAGCAUUUUAGAUUCAGUGCUCCCUGAAAGAAGAAACUUCAGCCUCUUUUCUAAUCUUUUGUUAUAGAGAGACGGAAGUACAUUGGUGGAAGUGUCUUUGCGUAAAAAAUCAGGGGAAUUUUUAAUUUCCAGAAGCUAAAUUGAAUUAGAAAUGUUCUGGAACCAGGACACUGCAGGGGAGGACACAGCGAAGACUCCAGCACAAGUGUCCUUUGUUGUGUUGUCAUGACCCUCAUGAGGAAUUAUUUGGAUAAUACAGAAUUUUAUGUUGCUUAAAAUUAGAAGAAGUCACUUGACAGCUUGUUUUAUAAUACGUAUAAUGAUUUGGUCCUAGUCCCCUGCAAAAUAGUAUAUUGCACCAUAACAGAUGUAGAAGAAAAAUACAGGGAGGUGAUUUUUGCAGUGGCUAUUACAGUGUGAAAUAUGCAGCGGUUGCAUUGCCAGAGGAGAGCAUCAGUACAGAGAUGGAUGAAUGGCCAAGAGCAGUAAAUGCAAUAUCCUAUACUCCACUCAGUGAGCUUUCGGUUGGCCAUUCUUUUAUCUGCACAGGCCUCCUCUCCACAGCAAAGUAUAAUCAGGCCCCAGUGUGCUCUGGAUAGAUGGGCGUGGAGCUCAGUGCAGCUGCAAGGCAAUAUGGGGAUACAACGUGUAGCUGAUCUAUUCUUAGCUCUGUGACAACAUGGCUAUGGAUGAUUCAGUGCGAGCGGAAGAAAGUAGGGGGUUACCAUGUGUGUACAUUUGACUGUGAAUUGAACCGUUGCCCCACACCGUAAGCGAUUUUGCCACAUGCUGUCAGUGCUGUAUAACUGUAUAA
This is a messenger RNA of Chelmon rostratus (copperband butterflyfish), 2972 nucleotides long. It is a transcript of the gene cenatac, whose product is annotated as centrosomal AT-AC splicing factor. The transcript has 11 exons. The record is from RefSeq and is a predicted model, not a curated record. Bases 152 to 1234 code for a protein of 360 amino acids. Lineage: Eukaryota; Metazoa; Chordata; Actinopteri; Chaetodontiformes; Chaetodontidae.